This is a messenger RNA of Closterium sp. Naga37s-1, 7611 nucleotides long. The record is from the annotation of a GenBank genome assembly. Lineage: Eukaryota; Viridiplantae; Streptophyta; Zygnematophyceae; Desmidiales; Closteriaceae.
AUGUGCCGCCAUGCGUUCAUCAUGUGCCGCCAUGCGUUCAUCAUGUGCCGCCAUGCGUUCAUCAUGUGCCGCCAUGCGUUCAUCAUGUGCCGCCAUGCGUUCAUCAUGUGCCGCCAUGCGUUCAUCAUGUGCCGCCAUGCGUUCAUCAUGUGCCGCCAUGCGUUCAUCAUGUGCCGCCAUGCGUUCAUCAUGUGCCGCCAUGCGUUCAUCAUGUGCCGCCAUGCGUUCAUCAUGUGCCGCCAUGCGUUCAUCAUGUGCCGCCAUGCGUAUCAUCAUGUGCCGCCAUGCGUUCAUCAUGUGCCGCCAUGCGUCAUCAUGUGCCGCCAUGCGUUCAUCAUGUGCCGCCAUGCGUUCAUCAUGUGCCGCCAUGCGUUCAUCAUGUGCCGCCAUGCGUUCAUCAUGUGCCGCCAUGCGUUCAUCAUGUGCCGCCAUGCGUUCAUCAUGUGCCGCCAUGCGUUCAUCAUGUGCCGCCAUGCGUUCAUCAUGUGCCGCCAUGCGUUCAUCAUGUGCCGCCAUGCGUUCAUCAUGUGCCGCCAUGCGUUCAUCAUGUGCCGCCAUGCGUUCAUCAUGUGCCGCCAUGCGUUCAUCAUGUGCCGCCAUGCGUUCAUCAUGUGCCGCCAUGCGUUCAUCAUGUGCCGCCAUGCGUUCAUCAUGUGCCGCCAUGCGUUCAUCAUGUGCCGCCAUGCGUUCAUCAUGUGCCGCCAUGCGUUCAUCAUGUGCCGCCAUGCGUUCAUCAUGUGCCGCCAUGCGUUCAUCAUGUGCCGCCAUGCGUUCAUCAUGUGCCGCCAUGCGUUCAUCAUGUGCCGCCAUGCGUUCAUCAUGUGCCGCCAUGCGUUCAUCAUGUGCCGCCAUGCGUUCAUCAUGUGCCGCCAUGCGUUCAUCAUGUGCCGCCAUGCGUUCAUCAUGUGCCGCCAUGCGUUCAUCAUGUGCCGCCAUGCGUUCAUCAUGUGCCGCCAUGCGUUCAUCAUGUGCCGCCAUGCGUUCAUCAUGUGCCGCCAUGCGUUCAUCAUGUGCCGCCAUGCGUUCAUCAUGUGCCGCCAUGCGUUCAUCAUGUGCCGCCAUGCGUUCAUCAUGUGCCGCCAUGCGUUCAUCAUGUGCCGCCAUGCGUUCAUCAUGUGCCGCCAUGCGUUCAUCAUGUGCCGCCAUGCGUUCAUCAUGUGCCGCCAUGCGUUCAUCAUGUGCCGCCAUGCGUUCAUCAUGUGCCGCCAUGCGUUCAUCAUGUGCCGCCAUGCGUUCAUCAUGUGCCGCCAUGCGUUCAUCAUGUGCCGCCAUGCGUUCAUCAUGUGCCGCCAUGCGUUCAUCAUGUGCCGCCAUGCGUUCAUCAUGUGCCGCCAUGCGUUCAUCAUGUGCCGCCAUGCGUUCAUCAUGUGCCGCCAUGCGUUCAUCAUGUGCCGCCAUGCGUUCAUCAUGUGCCGCCAUGCGUUCAUCAUGUGCCGCCAUGCGUUCAUCAUGUGCCGCCAUGCGUUCAUCAUGUGCCGCCAUGCGUUCAUCAUGUGCCGCCAUGCGUUCAUCAUGUGCCGCCAUGCGUUCAUCAUGUGCCGCCAUGCGUUCAUCAUGUGCCGCCAUGCGUUCAUCAUGUGCCGCCAUGCGUUCAUCAUGUGCCGCCAUGCGUUCAUCAUGUGCCGCCAUGCGUUCAUCAUGUGCCGCCAUGCGUUCAUCAUGUGCCGCCAUGCGUUCAUCAUGUGCCGCCAUGCGUUCAUCAUGUGCCGCCAUGCGUUCAUCAUGUGCCGCCAUGCGUUCAUCAUGUGCCGCCAUGCGUUCAUCAUGUGCCGCCAUGCGUUCAUCAUGUGCCGCCAUGCGUUCAUCAUGUGCCGCCAUGCGUUCAUCAUGUGCCGCCAUGCGUUCAUCAUGUGCCGCCAUGCGUUCAUCAUGUGCCGCCAUGCGUUCAUCAUGUGCCGCCAUGCGUUCAUCAUGUGCCGCCAUGCGUUCAUCAUGUGCCGCCAUGCGUUCAUCAUGUGCCGCCAUGCGUUCAUCAUGUGCCGCCAUGCGUUCAUCAUGUGCCGCCAUGCGUUCAUCAUGUGCCGCCAUGCGUUCAUCAUGUGCCGCCAUGCGUUCAUCAUGUGCCGCCAUGCGUUCAUCAUGUGCCGCCAUGCGUUCAUCAUGUGCCGCCAUGCGUUCAUCAUGUGCCGCCAUGCGUUCAUCAUGUGCCGCCAUGCGUUCAUCAUGUGCCGCCAUGCGUUCAUCAUGUGCCGCCAUGCGUUCAUCAUGUGCCGCCAUGCGUUCAUCAUGUGCCGCCAUGCGUUCAUCAUGUGCCGCCAUGCGUUCAUCAUGUGCCGCCAUGCGUUCAUCAUGUGCCGCCAUGCGUUCAUCAUGUGCCGCCAUGCGUUCAUCAUGUGCCGCCAUGCGUUCAUCAUGUGCCGCCAUGCGUUCAUCAUGUGCCGCCAUGCGUUCAUCAUGUGCCGCCAUGCGUUCAUCAUGUGCCGCCAUGCGUUCAUCAUGUGCCGCCAUGCGUUCAUCAUGUGCCGCCAUGCGUUCAUCAUGUGCCGCCAUGCGUUCAUCAUGUGCCGCCAUGCGUUCAUCAUGUGCCGCCAUGCGUUCAUCAUGUGCCGCCAUGCGUUCAUCAUGUGCCGCCAUGCGUUCAUCAUGUGCCGCCAUGCGUUCAUCAUGUGCCGCCAUGCGUUCAUCAUGUGCCGCCAUGCGUUCAUCAUGUGCCGCCAUGCGUUCAUCAUGUGCCGCCAUGCGUUCAUCAUGUGCCGCCAUGCGUUCAUCAUGUGCCGCCAUGCGUUCAUCAUGUGCCGCCAUGCGUUCAUCAUGUGCCGCCAUGCGUUCAUCAUGUGCCGCCAUGCGUUCAUCAUGUGCCGCCAUGCGUUCAUCAUGUGCCGCCAUGCGUUCAUCAUGUGCCGCCAUGCGUUCAUCAUGUGCCGCCAUGCGUUCAUCAUGUGCCGCCAUGCGUUCAUCAUGUGCCGCCAUGCGUUCAUCAUGUGCCGCCAUGCGUUCAUCAUGUGCCGCCAUGCGUUCAUCAUGUGCCGCCAUGCGUUCAUCAUGUGCCGCCAUGCGUUCAUCAUGUGCCGCCAUGCGUUCAUCAUGUGCCGCCAUGCGUUCAUCAUGUGCCGCCAUGCGUUCAUCAUGUGCCGCCAUGCGUUCAUCAUGUGCCGCCAUGCGUUCAUCAUGUGCCGCCAUGCGUUCAUCAUGUGCCGCCAUGCGUUCAUCAUGUGCCGCCAUGCGUUCAUCAUGUGCCGCCAUGCGUUCAUCAUGUGCCGCCAUGCGUUCAUCAUGUGCCGCCAUGCGUUCAUCAUGUGCCGCCAUGCGUUCAUCAUGUGCCGCCAUGCGUUCAUCAUGUGCCGCCAUGCGUUCAUCAUGUGCCGCCAUGCGUUCAUCAUGUGCCGCCAUGCGUUCAUCAUGUGCCGCCAUGCGUUCAUCAUGUGCCGCCAUGCGUUCAUCAUGUGCCGCCAUGCGUUCAUCAUGUGCCGCCAUGCGUUCAUCAUGUGCCGCCAUGCGUUCAUCAUGUGCCGCCAUGCGUUCAUCAUGUGCCGCCAUGCGUUCAUCAUGUGCCGCCAUGCGUUCAUCAUGUGCCGCCAUGCGUUCAUCAUGUGCCGCCAUGCGUUCAUCAUGUGCCGCCAUGCGUUCAUCAUGUGCCGCCAUGCGUUCAUCAUGUGCCGCCAUGCGUUCAUCAUGUGCCGCCAUGCGUUCAUCAUGUGCCGCCAUGCGUUCAUCAUGUGCCGCCAUGCGUUCAUCAUGUGCCGCCAUGCGUUCAUCAUGUGCCGCCAUGCGUUCAUCAUGUGCCGCCAUGCGUUCAUCAUGUGCCGCCAUGCGUUCAUCAUGUGCCGCCAUGCGUUCAUCAUGUGCCGCCAUGCGUUCAUCAUGUGCCGCCAUGCGUUCAUCAUGUGCCGCCAUGCGUUCAUCAUGUGCCGCCAUGCGUUCAUCAUGUGCCGCCAUGCGUUCAUCAUGUGCCGCCAUGCGUUCAUCAUGUGCCGCCAUGCGUUCAUCAUGUGCCGCCAUGCGUUCAUCAUGUGCCGCCAUGCGUUCAUCAUGUGCCGCCAUGCGUUCAUCAUGUGCCGCCAUGCGUUCAUCAUGUGCCGCCAUGCGUUCAUCAUGUGCCGCCAUGCGUUCAUCAUGUGCCGCCAUGCGUUCAUCAUGUGCCGCCAUGCGUUCAUCAUGUGCCGCCAUGCGUUCAUCAUGUGCCGCCAUGCGUUCAUCAUGUGCCGCCAUGCGUUCAUCAUGUGCCGCCAUGCGUUCAUCAUGUGCCGCCAUGCGUUCAUCAUGUGCCGCCAUGCGUUCAUCAUGUGCCGCCAUGCGUUCAUCAUGUGCCGCCAUGCGUUCAUCAUGUGCCGCCAUGCGUUCAUCAUGUGCCGCCAUGCGUUCAUCAUGUGCCGCCAUGCGUUCAUCAUGUGCCGCCAUGCGUUCAUCAUGUGCCGCCAUGCGUUCAUCAUGUGCCGCCAUGCGUUCAUCAUGUGCCGCCAUGCGUUCAUCAUGUGCCGCCAUGCGUUCAUCAUGUGCCGCCAUGCGUUCAUCAUGUGCCGCCAUGCGUUCAUCAUGUGCCGCCAUGCGUUCAUCAUGUGCCGCCAUGCGUUCAUCAUGUGCCGCCAUGCGUUCAUCAUGUGCCGCCAUGCGUUCAUCAUGUGCCGCCAUGCGUUCAUCAUGUGCCGCCAUGCGUUCAUCAUGUGCCGCCAUGCGUUCAUCAUGUGCCGCCAUGCGUUCAUCAUGUGCCGCCAUGCGUUCAUCAUGUGCCGCCAUGCGUUCAUCAUGUGCCGCCAUGCGUUCAUCAUGUGCCGCCAUGCGUUCAUCAUGUGCCGCCAUGCGUUCAUCAUGUGCCGCCAUGCGUUCAUCAUGUGCCGCCAUGCGUUCAUCAUGUGCCGCCAUGCGUUCAUCAUGUGCCGCCAUGCGUUCAUCAUGUGCCGCCAUGCGUUCAUCAUGUGCCGCCAUGCGUUCAUCAUGUGCCGCCAUGCGUUCAUCAUGUGCCGCCAUGCGUUCAUCAUGUGCCGCCAUGCGUUCAUCAUGUGCCGCCAUGCGUUCAUCAUGUGCGCCAUGCGUUCAUCAUGUGCCGCCAUGCGUUCAUCAUGUGCCGCCAUGCGUUCAUCAUGUGCCGCCAUGCGUUCAUCAUGUGCCGCCAUGCGUUCAUCAUGUGCCGCCAUGCGUUCAUCAUGUGCCGCCAUGCGUUCAUCAUGUGCCGCCAUGCGUUCAUCAUGUGCCGCCAUGCGUUCAUCAUGUGCCGCCAUGCGUUCAUCAUGUGCCGCCAUGCGUUCAUCAUGUGCCGCCAUGCGUUCAUCAUGUGCCGCCAUGCGUUCAUCAUGUGCCGCCAUGCGUUCAUCAUGUGCCGCCAUGCGUUCAUCAUGUGCCGCCAUGCGUUCAUCAUGUGCCGCCAUGCGUUCAUCAUGUGCCGCCAUGCGUUCAUCAUGUGCCGCCAUGCGUUCAUCAUGUGCCGCCAUGCGUUCAUCAUGUGCCGCCAUGCGUUCAUCAUGUGCCGCCAUGCGUUCAUCAUGUGCCGCCAUGCGUUCAUCAUGUGCCGCCAUGCGUUCAUCAUGUGCCGCCAUGCGUUCAUCAUGUGCCGCCAUGCGUUCAUCAUGUGCCGCCAUGCGUUCAUCAUGUGCCGCCAUGCGUUCAUCAUGUGCCGCCAUGCGUUCAUCAUGUGCCGCCAUGCGUUCAUCAUGUGCCGCCAUGCGUUCAUCAUGUGCCGCCAUGCGUUCAUCAUGUGCCGCCAUGCGUUCAUCAUGUGCCGCCAUGCGUUCAUCAUGUGCCGCCAUGCGUUCAUCAUGUGCCGCCAUGCGUUCAUCAUGUGCCGCCAUGCGUUCAUCAUGUGCCGCCAUGCGUUCAUCAUGUGCCGCCAUGCGUUCAUCAUGUGCCGCCAUGCGUUCAUCAUGUGCCGCCAUGCGUUCAUCAUGUGCCGCCAUGCGUUCAUCAUGUGCCGCCAUGCGUUCAUCAUGUGCCGCCAUGCGUUCAUCAUGUGCCGCCAUGCGUUCAUCAUGUGCCGCCAUGCGUUCAUCAUGUGCCGCCAUGCGUUCAUCAUGUGCCGCCAUGCGUUCAUCAUGUGCCGCCAUGCGUUCAUCAUGUGCCGCCAUGCGUUCAUCAUGUGCCGCCAUGCGUUCAUCAUGUGCCGCCAUGCGUUCAUCAUGUGCCGCCAUGCGUUCAUCAUGUGCCGCCAUGCGUUCAUCAUGUGCCGCCAUGCGUUCAUCAUGUGCCGCCAUGCGUUCAUCAUGUGCCGCCAUGCGUUCAUCAUGUGCCGCCAUGCGUUCAUCAUGUGCCGCCAUGCGUUCAUCAUGUGCCGCCAUGCGUUCAUCAUGUGCCGCCAUGCGUUCAUCAUGUGCCGCCAUGCGUUCAUCAUGUGCCGCCAUGCGUUCAUCAUGUGCCGCCAUGCGUUCAUCAUGUGCCGCCAUGCGUUCAUCAUGUGCCGCCAUGCGUUCAUCAUGUGCCGCCAUGCGUUCAUCAUGUGCCGCCAUGCGUUCAUCAUGUGCCGCCAUGCGUUCAUCAUGUGCCGCCAUGCGUUCAUCAUGUGCCGCCAUGCGUUCAUCAUGUGCCGCCAUGCGUUCAUCAUGUGCCGCCAUGCGUUCAUCAUGUGCCGCCAUGCGUUCAUCAUGUGCCGCCAUGCGUUCAUCAUGUGCCGCCAUGCGUUCAUCAUGUGCCGCCAUGCGUUCAUCAUGUGCCGCCAUGCGUUCAUCAUGUGCCGCCAUGCGUUCAUCAUGUGCCGCCAUGCGUUCAUCAUGUGCCGCCAUGCGUUCAUCAUGUGCCGCCAUGCAUGCAUGCCAUCCGCUUUACUACUACAGGGACUUGAGUCGGAACAGACUGAUAGUGAUCUUCAGAGCAACCAACUGUCCCUCCAGAAUUGCUUCCUCUCUGGCUCACUCCCCUUCCUCACCCUCCAAGCCUCCCCCCCCCUGCAGUGAGCCGAUGUCCCUCCAGUACUGCUCUCUCUCCGGAUCCCUCCCUCCCUCCCUCACCCUCCUCCCCCUCCUCUCCUCCCUCCACCUCUCCCACAACCUCCUCUCAGGCCCUCUCCCACCCCUCCUCUCCUCCCUCUCCGCCCUCUCCACCCUCCACCUCUCACACAACCUCUUCUCGGGUGUAAUCCCCGAUCCAAUCUGUGACAUGCCGAUGGUUGCUGACCUGGAUCUCUCAGCCAAUCAGCUGCAAGGGACCAUUCCUCCCUGUCUUGUGGAAAUGCCCACGCUCCAGAUUCUGUCAGUCGCAUUCAACAACCUGUCAGGGCAUGUUCCAGAAUUACCCGACGGCAACGAGCUACAGUUCAUAUACAACCACAACUGUCUGGACGACGCGCCUGAGCAGGCAUGCGCUGCAGGCCUCCAUGCCACCCCUUAUGUGCCUCCCACGUCUGCUCCCAGCAGCAACAGUAGCACCAGCGACACCAGCAGCAACACCUCGUCCAUACCACCUCUGGCAUAUGUCCUGCUAGCGCUUCUAAUCGUCACGGUGGUGUGUGUUGUGCUCUUUGGCCUCUUUGGCACCGUGCAUCACAUCAAAGUGAAAGCCAGCAAGAAGAAACAGAUGAGUGAGUUAACAGGCAAUGGGUGCUCUUUGUGCUGCAAUGUUGUUGCCGAUAAUCCUCUCUUCUCCCUCUUCAGCCUCUUUGGCACCAUGCAUCGCAUUAAAGUGAAAGCCAGCAAGAAGAAGCAGAUGAGUGAGUGGAUGGGUGCUUGGAUCGCAUGUGCCUCUGUGCAU